AUGGACAAAACUUCUGGGAAUUCGUCUGGAAUUCCUGGAGGUCUUGAAGCAGGAAUUCUGUGGGCCUUAGGAUCGAACACGAGCGAAGAGAGGGACUGCGGGUCCAACAACGCCGAGUUGAGGGGAUGUGUCACAGUAGGAAAGAAAGAAGAAGGAACACAACUGGAUGAAGGAACGAAAGAUGACGUCACUGAGCAUUUUAAGUUGAACCGCACCGCCAGUGUCCAGGACAUGGUGACGGCACUGGAGGGUCAGCUGUCGAAGACCGUGGGACUCCACACGGGCAUGGGCUACGACACCUUCAAACGGUCACUCCAAGUUAGAGAUUCCUACUUCGCGGAGCGGUUCUUCAAGCUGUUCGACACUGAUCACAGUAACUCACUGGAGGUGCUCGAGCUGUUCGCCGCCAUCACACGUUUGAGACACGGCACAUGUACACAAAAACUCAAGUUCCUCUUUGACGUUUAUGACGAGAGUGGUGAUGGUUAUGUCGACAUCGAGGAGUUACGGACGGCGUUGCGGUCGUGUAUGGUGGAGAGCUCGGUGAAGCUGGGGGAGGAGGAACUGGACAUGCUGACUCAGGCAUUAUUUGAGGACGCAGAUGAAGACAAGAACGGAGAAAUUUCCUUCGAGGAACUUGAAUCUGCUAUUGAUAGACAUCCCGGGCUAAAGGAGAGUUUGUGUCUGAGCCUGGACCAGUGGCUGAAACCUCCACUAACAAGCAGAAAACAGACGUUGCUCCAGUACUAUUUCUCGAAGCAGUACUUCUUUAACAACCCCCGGAAGAUAUCCUUCUUCGCCAUGUUGAUGCUCCUCAACUGCAUCCUGUUUGCUGUGGGCUGCUGGAACUACCGGACAUCCAACUGGUGCAUCAUUGUAGCCAGAGGAUGCGGCCUCUGUCUCAACUUCGACUGCACCUUCAUAGUUGUCCUCAUGCUCCGGAAGUGCAUCACCUGGCUGCGUGCGACGCCUGCUAGCCACGUGCUUCCGCUCGACCAGCAUAUUAUAUUUCAUAAGCUAACGGGCAUCUUGAUAAUGCUGUUCACUGUGGUGCAUACCGCCUUGCACAUUGGAAACGCAGUCAUGGUAGCCGAGAGUCAGUACAACCUGACAGUGCCUGCCUUCAUCUUCACCACACAAGCGGACAUCGGCUGGGUGGCCGGCUUCGCUCCUCUCUCUGGUGUUCUGCUCGUCGUCGUCUUCGUCAUCAUGUUCAUCUGCUCUAUGCCCUUCGUCAGGAGAAGUGGCUAUUUUCAGGUUUUCUACUGGACUCACAUGUUGUACGUGAUCUUCUGGGUCUUCUUGAUUCUUCACGCACGCCAUUUCUGGAAGUGGUUCCUCGUGCCGGGCGCCAUGUUUAUUCUGGAGAAAAUAUCCCGGUCUAAAGUGAUCAAGAGAAUUUCUUACGGCAAUACCUUCAUAACGGAAAUCAACCUUCUGCCAUCUCAGGUGACUCAUCUUGUGAUCUCGAAGCCUCCCAAUAUGAAAUUCCGACCCGGGGACUAUGUGUUCCUGCAGAUCCCAGACAUCGCUAAAUAUGAGUGGCAUCCCUUUACCAUAAGCAGCGCCCCCGAACUGGAAGGCAAGCUAUGGGUGCACGUACGAUCCACUGGACAUUGGACUAACAAACUGAAUGACUAUUUCAAUGCCUAUGACGAACGAAGAAAUUCCACUAUGUAUUCUCAAAGUCACGACAACGGAGGUCUCCUGUCCCCGGUAGAGAUGCAGAGUCACACAUCUAUAACUGUUAAUAUGAAGCCGAUCAAUCUGGUAAACACCCCUUUAUCUUCAUCCCCGCCAGAGACCUACUCGGAGACCCCCUUUAAGAGACGAGACCGUGGCGCUGGUGAUACACACAAGGAUGUACACGUGCAGUGUUACAUGGACGGGCCUUAUGGCACUUGCUCUAGGGCAAUAUUUGAAACCGAGCACGCUGUUCUGAUUGGCUCCGGUAUCGGCGUGACUCCCUACGCCUCCAUCCUACAGAGCAUCAUGUACAGGUUCAAAGCCUACAAGAGAUGCUGCCCCAGCUGUACCCACUCCUGGUAUGAUGAAGUACCGCCACACGUCAUGAACCUCAAGAAGGUCGACUUCAUCUGGAUCAACCGUGACCAGAAGUCGUUCGAGUGGUUCGUCAGCCUUCUCACUCAGUUGGAAAUGGAACAGACUAUGGAAGGCGGGCUGGGCAACAUGAUCGAGAUGCACAUGUAUAUGACUGCAGCACUUAACAAGACGGACCUCAAAGGAAUCGGCUUACAGAUGGCCCUUGACCUCAUCCAUAAGAAACAAGACAAAGACCUGUUGACGGGGCUGAAAACACGCACACAGCCAGGGAGGCCCGACUUCAGAAAGCUGUUUGCCGAUAUUGCAAUGAAGAAGAAAGGACAAGUAAAAGUGUUUUUCUGCGGGAACCCUGUGUUGGCUAAAACUAUCAAACGACACUGUGAAUCUUUCGGCUUUGCUUUUUCAAAGGAGAAUUUUUGA
This is a messenger RNA of Haliotis rufescens (red abalone), 2484 nucleotides long. RefSeq names its product NADPH oxidase 5-like. NCBI's taxonomy places the organism in Eukaryota, Metazoa, Mollusca, Gastropoda, Lepetellida, Haliotidae. Bases 1 to 2484 code for a protein of 827 amino acids. Gene Ontology annotation, cellular component: NADPH oxidase complex; plasma membrane. The record is from RefSeq and is a predicted model, not a curated record. The transcript is spliced from 14 exons. Gene Ontology annotation, molecular function: calcium ion binding; superoxide-generating NAD(P)H oxidase activity. Gene Ontology annotation, biological process: superoxide anion generation; defense response.